UAAGAGCGACGUUUAAUAAAUUCGCGUAUUUAAUGGCCCCGGUGCAAAUCCCUCUCGAUUUUAUAGGACCGGAUAAUAAUACCGCAAUGGCGUGGUAAAAUCCUCCGACAAAUUACAAUACUUCCAUACGUGUUUAUGCUUCCUCCUGAAAUACGAGAUCAGGCAGUUCGGGAGAUGAAUGGACCACAAUGAAUGCGCUUUAACAAAUAAAGAGACACCACAGGCUCAGUCGAUCCGUUGGCGCGACUUCGAAAGCAUUACUCGUACUCGAAUCUCGCACAAAACACGCGAUUCACUACAUUUUUAUUUUUUAAAAUGCAUCGCAAGGGUUGUGUUAGUGUUUAUCCGGUCUGAGGCGAAAUUGGGCAUUUUUGACGGAAAAAUGGCAUGUAUACGGCAAACAUUGAUUUAAUUCAGGAAUUUGGGUAAUCGUCGGCCGCGUCCUUUCCAAAUAAUGUGUAAGAAAUAAACACGAAAAUGUGGAUCGCCGAUUUGAGACUAGUGCUGGGCUUUUGCAUUUGUACGGCAUUGGCGUACCAAGGAUCCAAACAGGACUACAUCAAAUGGCGGGAGAGGUUCCUUCCRAAGAGGCCGACGACGACGGAAAGUGCAGUGACUAGUGCGAAUGAUAUUCAGUAUGAAAAUUUGAAGUUGAGGCACCAUUCGCGGUUCCCCAAUUUGGACAGGGUUUUGUACAAGAUAGACAAUUUGCAGAAGAAAAAUGACGUGCAACCGGUUCAUAACAAGAUUAGGCACCAGAAUUUGUACAAGACGACCACUACAACGACCACCACCACUGACGAGGGCCUCUUCGGCGAUGAUUAUUCCGAUUUGGAGUAUAACGAUGACAACAACGAUGAGCUCAAUGACUACGACGAGUGGGAAGACGACAAUUUCGAUGAUUACGACGAAGAAACCCUCGACGACGACGACGACGACGACCCCUUCACCGACGAGUGGCAAAACGAAGAAGCCACCCCUCCAGCACCCGUUUCUUCCUUCACCAAAUACAAGUGGGACAAUUACGGGACGCGCUCAAGGGUUGAAGAAAGCAGACGACAGCAACUUCAUCUCAAGUCUCACAACGAAGGAAGGGCGAUCAACGCCGCGUUGGACCACUACGUGAAGGUCCGGCAAGAGGGCCAAUGUCUGAAACCGUCACCGAAAGUGAUCUCAGUCCAAAGUGAGCAUCCUGAUCCUAGUAAAAGCUACACUCCUCAUUGCACCAUCCUGCACCGUUGCGCYGAAGACACUGGAUGUUGCGCUAACCACACAACCAGAUGUGGGCCUAAAACCCAAGUCCUCGUUCACCUUUACUUUUACGCGAAAACCUUAGGCAUCGCCGGAACCAAAGUAGAAAAAUUGACUUUUUACAACCACACGGAAUGUGCUUGUAUCGAAAAGUCACAAGGGCCGACCACCCUCCCCGAGGAAAAUAUUAAUUUGACUCAAGGAUUAUCUCUCAAAUCCCACCCAGAAAGCUCGAGAAACUGCAAAUGCCCGGAGGAGUUCACCCCGAAAUUCCGGUACGACUCCAGAUGUAGUUGCGAUUGCGACGAGUACAAUCAGGACUGCAUCAGGAUGAAGAAAGGGAAGGAAUACUUCAGUCUCACCGAUAGAAGGUGCAUUAUUGAGAACCAGUGCGGAAUCCCGGUUUGCGAAUAUGGGGUUUACAUGCGUCAUAUGGGCCGCUGCCAACGAAAACAGGAGAAAUUCGAUAGUUUUAGCAAAAUGACCGUGAAAUGAAUCGUAUUAUUAAAUUUUAGGGUAAUUAAAGCAAUUUUGCCAGUGAUAUAUUAGUGAAUUUAUUUGACGGUGACUUUAAUUUGUGUGAAUUGGGGAUUUUYGCAAUUCGGGGUACUGAAUUGACGAAAAUUCACAAGAAUUCGUGUAAGGUGCAUGUGUUUAUUGUAUAAGUGUCAUUUUUUUUUAUUGUACCCGAAACCUAGUCUUUAGGUCAAAUUAGGUGCUGUAUUUAAAAGCUUCGAUGAUUAAUAUAACUGUCUCAAGAA
This is a messenger RNA of Tribolium madens (black flour beetle), 2012 nucleotides long. RefSeq lists its product as uncharacterized. Gene Ontology annotation, biological process: hemocyte migration. Bases 478 to 1746 code for a protein of 422 amino acids. Lineage: Eukaryota; Metazoa; Arthropoda; Insecta; Coleoptera; Tenebrionidae. Gene Ontology annotation, cellular component: membrane. The transcript is spliced from 7 exons. Gene Ontology annotation, molecular function: growth factor activity. The record is from RefSeq and is a predicted model, not a curated record.